This is a messenger RNA of Malurus melanocephalus (red-backed fairy wren), 2248 nucleotides long. RefSeq names its product hippocampus abundant transcript 1 protein-like. NCBI's taxonomy places the organism in Eukaryota, Metazoa, Chordata, Aves, Passeriformes, Maluridae. Gene Ontology annotation, cellular component: membrane. Bases 193 to 1671 code for a protein of 492 amino acids. The record is from RefSeq and is a predicted model, not a curated record. The transcript has 12 exons. Gene Ontology annotation, molecular function: transmembrane transporter activity. Gene Ontology annotation, biological process: transmembrane transport.
CCCUCAGCGCCGGGCCCGGCGCUCCCCGCCCGGUGCCGGUCCGGGUCCGGUGCCGGGUCCGGGCCCCGGGCUCGGGCUCGGGCUCGGGCUCGGCCUCGGCGCAGCGCGGCCCGGUUCGGUUGGGCCCGGCCCGCCACAAGGGAGGAUGGGGCAGCCGCGGCGGCCGGCGAUCGGCAGCGGCCCGGCGGCGCCAUGACCGGCGAGAAGAAGAAGAAGAAGCGGCUCAACCGCAGCGUCCUGCUGGCCAAGAAGAUCGUGAUCCGGGACGGGGCCGGCCGACAGGGGAUCGGGGAGCCCAGCGUGUACCACGCCGUGGUGGUGAUUUUCCUGGAGUUUUUUGCCUGGGGGCUGCUGACCACGCCGAUGCUGACGGUCUUACACCAGACUUUUCCUCAGCACACGUUCCUGAUGAAUGGCCUGAUUCAUGGAGUCAAGGGUCUGCUSUCUUUCCUAAGUGCCCCGCUGAUUGGUGCUCUCUCUGAUGUCUGGGGCAGGAAAUCCUUCCUCCUUCUCACUGUCUUCUUCACGUGUGCACCGAUUCCCCUGAUGAAGAUCAGCCCCUGGUGGUACUUUGCUGUCAUUUCCAUGUCUGGAGUGUUUGCUGUCACCUUUUCCGUGAUUUUUGCCUACGUUGCCGAUAUCACGCAGGAGCAUGAGCGCAGCACGGCSUACGGCCUGGUGUCAGCCACAUUUGCUGCCAGUCUGGUCACCAGCCCAGCCAUUGGUGCAUACCUGUCCCAAGCCUAUGGUGAUACCUUGGUGGUUGUGCUGGCUUCAGGGGUGGCUUUGCUGGAUAUUGGCUUCAUCCUGCUGGCUGUGCCCGAGUCUCUGCCCGAAGAGAUGCGCCCCGUCUCCUGGGGAGCCCCAAUCUCCUGGGAACAAGCUGACCCAUUUGCUUCCUUGAGGAAGGUGGGUCAGGACUCCACAGUGCUGCUCAUCUGUAUCACAGUUUUUCUCUCCUACCUUCCUGAGGCCGGCCAGUACUCCAGCUUCUUCCUGUACCUGCGACAGGUCAUUGGUUUUUCCUCAGAGACUGUAGCAGCCUUUAUYGGUGUAGUUGGAAUUCUCUCUAUACUGGCUCAGACAGUCGUGUUGGGAAUUCUCAUGCGUUCGAUAGGAAAUAAAAACACCAUYCUCCUGGGAUUAGGCUUCCAGAUCCUGCAGCUUGCCUGGUAUGGCUUUGGAUCACAGCCUUGGAUGAUGUGGGCAGCAGGAGCUGUGGCUGCCAUGUCCAGCAUCACCUUCCCAGCCAUCAGUGCCAUGGUGUCGAGGAACACAGACCCUGACCAGCAGGGUGUGGUGCAGGGGAUGAUCACUGGAAUUCGGGGUCUGUGUAACGGCCUGGGGCCGGCGCUCUACGGCUUCGUCUUCUACCUUUUCCACGUGGAGCUGAACGAAAUGGCUGAGGUGGAAACUCUGGGCAAGGCCUCCAAACCCAACAUGGCCAACCCUACKGAUGAGAGCAGCAUCAUCCCUGGGCCACCCUUCCUGUUUGGGGCRUGCUCCGUGCUGCUGUCGCUGCUGGUGGCCCUGUUCAUUCCRGAACACAACCUGGCACUGAGGUCUGGCAGCCACAAGAAGCACAGCACGGGGGGCCAGGCCCACCCCCACAGCCCACCAGCUGGGGGGUCAGAUGGCAAGGAGCCCCUUCUGGAGGACAGCAGCGUGUGAGGUGGGACAGGGGACCYGCCUUGUGGACUCCACAUCGAGGAUGGACUCAGCAGGAGUUCGGGGAGGGGGAGAGAGGGAUCCGAGGUAACAGACUGUGCCACUAACAGCUACUGAGGAGGGACUGGGUUUCCCUUCGAGCCAAAUACACCCAGCUGGUGCAAAAAUGGAAUUGUAUCACCUGGUGCUGAUGGAGAGGGGAGAUACGGAACUGCUCCACUGRAGGGAUAGUUUUGGGAAGCAAACCUGCCCUUGUGCGUGGCCCCGUGGUGUGCCCUGCCAAACCCUCUGCUCACCGGUCACCAAAGAUGGAGCCAGCGUGGUCUGUGUUUGGUGGGAGCUCACUGAGCUGCCCCCAGAAUAAAAUAUGGCAUUUGCUCCAUGCUCCAUCCCUGACACAGCUGGUUCCUGCUGCUGGCACCCCCUGGCACCCCCUGCACAGUGUGCUGUGGUGACACGCUGAGGGCACGGGGUGCGUGCAUGAGGCACAGGGAGUGGAGCUCUGAGUUUCCUCUCUGCUGGAGGGCCUGAGGAAUCUGUUCAUUCUUCCCCAAGCGAAACUUAGACCAAAAAAUAAUAA